Messenger RNA from Octopus sinensis (East Asian common octopus), 999 nucleotides. RefSeq names its product ecdysteroid-regulated 16 kDa protein-like. NCBI's taxonomy places the organism in Eukaryota, Metazoa, Mollusca, Cephalopoda, Octopoda, Octopodidae. The transcript has 4 exons. Gene Ontology annotation, biological process: intracellular cholesterol transport. Gene Ontology annotation, molecular function: sterol binding. The record is from RefSeq and is a predicted model, not a curated record. Bases 116 to 562 code for a protein of 148 amino acids.
ACGUCACUAAAUAUCCACCAUUUUGCCUUAUAUAUCUUUUAUCCGUACUCUACAAACCAUAUCGAAAUUUUCAACAAAAAUCCUCUCUGCAAACCUUAGCUUGUCUCCUCCGACCAUGAAUAACAGCCUCCACUUCAUACCUCUUUUCCUCUUCGCAUUCGCAGUCGUCGUUGGUGCUUCGCCAUACCAAGCUUGCCAAUCGGAACUUGGUACCGUCAGCGAUGUCCGCGUCUCCAAAUGCGACAAUUCACCGUGUAUUUUACCCAGGGGUGGACAAGUAACUAUUGAAGUCGACUUUACUCUUAGUGCUGAAGUCAAAACCGCUCAAGAAAGUGUCUUUGGAAUCAUCAACGGCAUGCACUUGCCCUUCCCAACAACAAGCCCUAAUGCCUGCUCCGGUAAGGGUCUCACUUGUCCUCUGAAACAAGGUGUUAAGUACACCUACAAGUCGGUCAUUCCUAUCUCUUCAAUUUUCCCUAAGCUACAACUGGUAGUGGAAUGGAACGUCGUGGAGGGUACCAAGAAACUGUUCUGUGUGAAAAUCCCUGCUCUUCUGCAAUAAAACUGCACCCGUUACCAUUCGUGGUAGGGAAAGAGUCAUGCCAAGAAUAAGGGACCUCAGUCGUUAACUCGUAUGUGUGUGUGAGUAAUUAUAUGUGUGUGAGUUCAUUAUGUGUACUAAAUGUAUGCGUGUGAGCUGUUAUGCAUAUGUACAUACAUGCACACACUUGUAUACAUAUGUAGGUGAAUACAAGCAAAUGCACAUUCAACUAUAUGUAUGCAUGUACGUAUAAAUGUGUGCGUGUAAGUGUUUGUGUGUAUGUGUAAGUGUUUGUGUGUGUGUUUGUAUGUAUGUGCGUGUGUGUGUGUAUAUACGCACACACACAUCCACACACCCACAAGUAAGCACAGAAAUGCAAAACAAGUUUGAAAAAAAUAGUACUCGAAUACUGAAGGCAGAGCAACAUGCUUUUUUUGUUAAAACUGCAAAAAUUUCAU